GGCAAAGAGGUUAGGCAGCCGGCAUGGCGCUCCGGUCAAUAAAAUCGAUAGCUGGAAGCUGUCUGUGUUUCAGGCAAAGGCGGUGCAGUAGCGGCGCCGCCAUUUUCCCCGAAGGCAUCUUCCGGUGCCUUUCACCCAAGUUCGGGCAGGAGUUUCCUGAAUAACAGCGAAAGGUUUCCGUUAGCCCCGCCGGCGGCCGAUUCCUGUUCCCUCCUGGUCUCCCAGGCACGCUCCGCCCGGGUCCGGCUUGGGCUCCCAAAUCCCGGGGCCCGCCAGCGCCCAGCGGCCAAGGCCGGGACCGGGAAAGCCGUGGCGCCGGCUUGUCGGGUCCAAUGGCACGGCCUUCGGCUCCGCUCCCCGCGCGGGGACCAGGAGAGGCCGGACCCGGCCGGAGAAGGGGAAGGAGGCCGAGGGCGGUGAAGUUCGGGGACGUGGCCUUGUACUUCUCCCCGGAGGAGUGGGAGUGUCUGCGGCCCGCGCAGAGGGCCCUGUACCGGGACGUGAUGCAGGAGACCUACGGCCACCUGGGCGCGCUCGGGUGCGCAGGUCCCAAACCAGCCCUCAUCUCCUGGUUGGAACGAAAUACCGAUGAUUGGGAACCGGCUGCUCUGGAUCCACAGGAGUGCCCAAGGCGGGUAACAGUCCAAAGAAAAACCAGAACCAGAAAGAAUGAAGAGAAGGAAGUAUUCCCGCCUAAGGAGGCACCCCGCAAGGGGAAGCGAGGCCGCCGGCCCAGCAAACCCCGCCUGAUCCCCAGGCAGACAUCCGGAGGUCCCAUCUGCCCUGACUGUGGUUGUACCUUUCCCGAUCACCUGGCCCUGCAGAGCCACAAGUGUGCCCAGAAUCUGAAAAAGCCUUACCCUUGCCCAGACUGUGGGCGCCGCUUUUCCUACCCGUCCCUGCUUGUCAGUCACCGGCGGGCACACUCUGGGGAGUGUCCCUACGUUUGUGACCAGUGUGGCAAGCGGUUCUCCCAGCGCAAGAACCUCUCCCAGCACCAGGUUAUCCACACAGGCGAGAAGCCCUACCAUUGUCCUGACUGUGGCCGCUGCUUCCGGAGGAGCAGGUCCUUGGCCAAUCACCGGACCACACACACGGGUGAAAAACCCCACCAGUGCCCCAGCUGCGGGCGUCGCUUCGCCUACCCCUCCCUGCUCGCCAUCCACCAGCGCACACACACCGGAGAGAAGCCCUACACCUGCCUGGAAUGCAACCGGCGCUUCCGCCAGCGCACCGCCCUGGUCAUCCACCAGCGCAUCCACACAGGCGAGAAGCCCUACCCGUGCCCGGACUGCGAGCGGCGCUUCUCCUCCUCUUCUCGCCUGGUCAGUCACCGGCGGGUGCACUCCGGAGAGCGUCCCUAUGCCUGCGAGCACUGCGAGGCCCGCUUCUCCCAGCGCAGCACGCUGCUUCAGCACCAGCUCUUGCACACGGGAGAGAAGCCCUACCCCUGCCCGGACUGCGGACGUGCCUUCCGGCGGAGCGGUUCCCUCGCCAUACACCGCAGCACGCACACCGAGGAGAAACUGCACGCGUGUGACGACUGUGGCCGCCGCUUCGCCUACCCCUCACUGCUGGCCAGUCACCGGCGCGUCCACUCGGGCGAGCGGCCCUAUGCCUGCGACCUGUGCUCCAAGCGGUUCGCCCAGUGGAGCCACCUGGCUCAGCACCAGCUCCUGCACACUGGGGAGAAGCCCUUCCCCUGCCUCGAGUGUGGCCGUUGCUUCCGCCAGAGGUGGUCUCUGGCCGUCCACAAGUGUAGCCCCGGGGUCCAGAACUGUAGCCCUAGAUCUGCUAUAGGGGCGCCUAGCCAGAAAGGCAACGCCCUUAGGGCCCUGAACCGGGACGUGACGCGGGAGACCUAUGGCUUCCUGGGCGCGCUCGGUGGAAAGAGAGGUGGAGGCGUGGAGCCCAGAGGCCCAGGAUCCAGAUCCCUGCAGCUCCUCACCAAGCACCUUCCUUCGCCGGCGGCUCCAGUCCAGAAAAUGAGCGAGCGGAACUGCCGGUGCAAGGAGUCGGGUCGGCUUCGCAGCUGUGCACCCAAGUGUAAACGUGGGCCGGAGACCGGCUUGCGGAUCCCGCUGCCGGGAGGCGCAGAGGGAGACCAUCGAGUUCUAAGUCCCGAGCUCCACAAACGCCGAGAUCGUUGGUGGGUUCCAGAUCCCGCCUACAGAGACUUCCGGGCGAAAACGCCCCGCCAGUCCCGCCUCGCGGCACAGCCGCUUCCUGCUGUCGCGGCCAAUCACCGGCCGCUGUGCAACGCGGCCAGCGGGAGUGCUGGAAGCCGCGGGUGUCUGUGUCCAAGCUGCCAUGAAGUGACUAAACACCGAGGGUGUUUAUUUGUACCCAUCAGAACCCCGAAUCCCAAACAGCCAACCCUGCUACUUCGGUUCCCUCGGCUGAGUUCGGAGGCCAAGGCUGGGCGGGGCCCCGGACUCGGGAGCCCUUCCUGUGGACGACGAGAGCUGAGGCCGGGCGCGGGGAGCAGGCGGCAGCUGCUCGGGGCUGGAGGCCUCAUGGCGCCGCCCCCGGCCCCGCUCCUGGUGCUGAGACCGGGGGAGACCGGGCCUGACUGCAAGAAGCCUGCGGCCGUGAGCUUCGCGGACGUGGCCGUGUACUUCUCCGUGGAGGAAUGGGGGUGUCUGCGGCCUGCGCAGAGGGCCCUGUACCGGGACGUGAUGCGGGAGACCUACGGUCACCUGGGCGCGCUCGGAUUCCCAGGCCCCAAACCAGCCCUCAUCUCUUGGAUGGAACAGGAGAGUGAGGCUUGGAGCCCCGCCGCCCAGGAUCCUGAGGAGGGGGAAAGCCUGGGAGGAGCUCUGAGAGGAGAUGUCCCAAACAAAAAGGAAGAGGAACCCGAGACAGGGCCAGGAGCCAAAGAAUCCAAAAAGACUCCUGGGAAGGAGAGGCCUGAAGAGCUGGUUAAAAACAAUCUUGACUCAAGCAUCAGCGAAACCUCGUCAAGAGCACAGCCACCCAGGAAAGCUGCCUGUGACCAGAGCGCAGGUGCGCAGCCCCCGGUCCUGGUGCCCAGCGUAGAUGCUCAGGCCAGCCAGCGGCGCCACGUGUGUGCAGACUGCGGCCGCCGCUUCACCUAUCCCUCGUUGCUGGUCAGCCACCGGCGCAUGCACUCGGGUGAGCGGCCCUUCCCCUGCCCCGAGUGUGGCAUGCGCUUCAAGAGGAAGUUUGCCGUGGAAGCGCACCAGUGGAUCCACCGCUCCUGCUCUGGGGGCCGGCGGGGCCGGAGGCCCGGAAUCCGGGCUGUGCCUCGGGCCCCGGUCCGAGGUGACCGGGACCCGCCGGUGCUGUUCCGGCACUACCCGGACAUCUUUGAAGAGUGCGGGUGAGUGGCUCCCGCUGGCUGGGCUUGAACCUGACCUCAGCGCUAAGGACUAACUGGGCCCUGAGGGAAGCUCCUGACUCAGGGAUUUGGGACCCAAAAUUCAUCCCUUGGUUUUCCCUCAAGGAUCCCUCUAGUUUCCAAACUUGUAAAAACAAAAGUGCCUCUAAAGAUUCAAAGAGAUUAAACUUGACACCUUCUCUCCCUAGUCUUUCUAAAAAAAUGAAGAGAGUGAGAUGCUGGACUUCUCUCAAAGUGUUAUCUCAGUAGCAGGUGCAACCAAGAUCAUGUGCAAACACUGUCUCCAAAAAAAAUCCCCGCUGCUUAUCUGCAGCAGAGGUAAAUGCUAUGGGGGACUAAGGCCAAGGAGGAGGCCUCAGAUGUAGGGCAUGGUCUAGCUCCGGGUAACUGACACCAAUAGGAGGCUCAGGCAGUGAAGUGGGUGGAAAGAAUACAGAAGCACCGGGUGCAGACCUAGUCUCUGCAACUUGCCCCCAGGGAAUAGCUGGUAAGUCACAUGUUUUCCCUGAGCCUCAGCUCCUUCAUCUGUAAAAUGAGGAUCAAUAAUAUCUACCUCAAAGGGUUACUGUGAAGACUGAAAUUGUAACAAGAUAAUAUGUAUAACACAGUAAAUGUGCAAUAAACAUUUGUUGAAACACAA
Molecule: messenger RNA, 4001 nt
Organism: Balaenoptera acutorostrata (minke whale)
Lineage: Eukaryota; Metazoa; Chordata; Mammalia; Artiodactyla; Balaenopteridae
Exons: 10
Coding region: 333-3347 (1004 amino acids)
Biological process (GO): regulation of transcription by RNA polymerase II
Cellular component (GO): nucleus
Molecular function (GO): RNA polymerase II cis-regulatory region sequence-specific DNA binding; DNA-binding transcription activator activity, RNA polymerase II-specific
Source: RefSeq, a predicted model, not a curated record